This is a messenger RNA of Xenopus laevis (African clawed frog), 1439 nucleotides long. Its product is annotated as probable N-acetyltransferase 16. The transcript has 4 exons. Bases 195 to 1232 code for a protein of 345 amino acids. Lineage: Eukaryota; Metazoa; Chordata; Amphibia; Anura; Pipidae. The record is from RefSeq and is a predicted model, not a curated record.
AGAAUUGUAGAUGUUGUGUGCACAGAUGUUAUGAAAAGGAAAGGGAGUUAAAACUUUUGCUGUGAACGUUAAUAUAAAAAUUCCACGGAGACAUCAAGUUCUGGAGUCCAAUUUCACUGAAUUAUUUGCCAAAAUGCUCAACCUGAAGAAGGGACAGGAACAAGAUUAAGAUAGAAGAUAAAAUAUGUUAAGCCAUGUCUGAGGAUUUCCUGCUGGAUGUUCAAAUUGUCCCUGCUACUUCACAUGACUAUGAUGAGGUCAUGUCCAUCUCUGGUGGAAUCGAUUGUGGCCUGGAUUACCUACCAGUUUCAUACCAUAAGUGGUUGGCAGACCCUCAGAGGAGGAUGUUCCUGGCCAAGUUUAAAAAACAAGUGGUGAGUAAGGUUGGAUUUGUGUCGCUCUUGGUGGUAGAUGGUGGUGAAGCAGCUGUAGCUCAAAAACUGCGGGUUGCCCUCUGGAUGAGAGGCCGUGGGAUUGUCCGUUUAAUUCAGAAGCACCUUUCUGACACCCUAUGUCCCAGAUAUCGUGAGGUCACCAAAGUUCGUCUAGCAACAUCAGAACAUGUACCACCCACUAAGCUGAGCAAAUAUCAACUCAUUCAUUCUAAGGUAGUGGUCUCAGUGAUCCUGCCCCAUGACCAACUAGACCAUGCAGUGAAGUUGCUGAAGCAUCGCGUGCAGAGUGCAUAUGGGAAGCAACCUCUUGAUGCCCUUACCCCUGAAGAGGUUCUAAGUUUGUUUGAGAAUUCCCGUACAGCAGAGAGGCUGCUUCCCAAGGGGCUUCUUAUCCAAGGCUGGCUUCCUCUUUCUACCCACAAAUCCAACCUAGAGUUAUUGAUACAAAGGGGAAUUGUCUGGUUCCAUUCUGAACACUGUGAAAAGACAAGUGACUGUGAGAGCACCACUAAAUCCGGAGAUACCAGUGUUACCAUUUCCUCUGGGUUCCUUAGCCUGGGCACCCCACCCAUCUCUGUGCCUCUAGGAGAUGGUAUGCACCGGUUUGACAUUGAUCUAUUUGGAACUGAUCCUGUUUCUGCAAAAAAACAUAUCCUACACCAGCUGAUAAAAGGAGUCCAAUUGCUUCCUCUAGGGGCCGGUGUUGUUUGCAUUUUCUAUGCAGAAACGAGUCUUCAUGAUGAACUUACUAAUUUCUGUCAAGGACUAACCAAAUUUCAUUUCUAUAAGGAGCAAAAUGUCCUAGAGCAGGAUAUCAAGGUUCUCGCAAGACACUAGAUACCUUCUCAAUUGUCCAGCACUGAAGCAUUCCUUGCUCAAAACUGUUUGCCUAACCCACCUAUUGCUGAUUUCACUAAAUUCACUAAACAAUUCUCAUCUGGAAUUGUAUCACCACUUUCUUGGUCUUUUACAAAAGGUGCUAGAGAGACAAUGUAGACCAGUGGUUCUUGGGAUUUUCAGUGUAAACCUAUCUCAAAGCUUUAA